Molecule: messenger RNA, 4074 nt
Organism: Cottoperca gobio
Lineage: Eukaryota; Metazoa; Chordata; Actinopteri; Perciformes; Bovichtidae
Product: inactive dipeptidyl peptidase 10
Exons: 26
Coding region: 69-2447 (792 amino acids)
Biological process (GO): regulation of potassium ion transmembrane transport; proteolysis
Cellular component (GO): plasma membrane; voltage-gated potassium channel complex
Molecular function (GO): serine-type peptidase activity; potassium channel regulator activity
Source: RefSeq, a predicted model, not a curated record
GCAGUUUAUCGAUCCGCGGACUGAUACGCUGUUUCUUUCACGACUGGAGCUGUCCGUGGUGCCGAAACAUGAACCAAAGCGCAGGAGCCGCGCAGCACAGUCGGCGCUACUCAAGUGAAGAAAAGGACACAGGACCUAUUGGAUCAGAUAAAAACUGGAAGGGCAUUGGCAUCUCCCUGCUGGUUAUUGUGGCGGUGCUCUCUCUCAUUGGUCUGUCCAUUGUUCUGCUGUCAAAAGAUGAUGGUGGUAAACCCUUUGGUUCACAGUUGACACUGGAUGAUCUCUUUCAAAGAAACUUCCAAAUACAUGAUCCUGAUGCAAAGUGGAUCAGUGAUGAGGAGAUCAUCUUUCGGAGUUGGGAUGGAGACAUUAUGAAAGUCAACACUCACAGCAACGAGACAGAACUCCUGCUGAAAAACACAACAUUUGCAACUUUUAAGGCCUCAAAGUUUGCAGUUUCUCCAGAUCUGAACUUUGUUCUUUUGGGAUAUGAUGUCAAGCAGGUCUACCAGCACUCUUUCUUGGCAUCAUACCUGAUCUACAACUUGUACACACGAGAGGUACGGGAGCUCAACCCUCCAGAGGUGUCAGAUUCAGUCCUCCAGUUUGCCUCGUGGGGAGUUCACGGUCAGCAGCUGAUAUAUAUAUUUGAAAACAACAUUUACUACCAAACUGAUGUUCAGAGCAGCUCGUGGAGGCUCACGUCUUCUGGACAGGAGGAGAUCAUCUUCAACGGCAUCACAGACUGGCUGUACGAGGAGGAGGUGUUGCACACACAGGCGGCUCACUGGUGGUCCCCUGACAGCUCCAGACUGGCGUACCUCACCAUCAAUGAUUCCCUGGUUCCUAACAUGCUCCUGCCCCGCUUCACGGGCUCUCUCUAUCCCAGGGGGAAGGAGUACCCUUAUCCAAAGAUGGGACGGAUCAAUCCCACUGUCCGGCUCUAUGUCGUCACUUUAGAUGGCAGCUCCCUCACAACUGAGCUGAGACCUCCUGACAGUUUUGAAAAGAGUGAGUACUACAUCACCAUGGUGAAAUGGGAGACUCAGGACAGGCUGAGUGUGCGUUGGGUGAAUCGAGCUCAGAACAUGUCGAUACUUUCACUGUGUGGUGUCACAACAGGUGACUGCACCAAGAAACACGUGAUGACUUCAGAGAAGUGGCUCGACCGUCAGAAUGAGGAGUCAGUAUUUUCCAAGGAUUGCACAACAUUCUUCAUCACGAUGCCCUUAAAACACGGUGGUCGUGGGACAUUCAACCACAUCACCAUGAUCUCUAACCAGUCUGAGGGCCAAGAGAUCAACCUCCGCCACCUGACCUCGGGAAGCUGGGAAGUCUCUCAAAUUCUGGCUUAUGACGAAAGCGCAAACUCAGUUUAUUUUAUGAGUACAGAGGAAGGCUCAACACAACGGCAAUUAUACAGAGUCUCCACUGUGGAUCCAUUUCAUAAAGAGUGCCUCACCUGCUCUCUCUUCAAUCCAAAGUGCACCUUCUACGACGCCGUCCUCAGCCCAAACUAUCAACAGGUUCUUCUCAACUGCAGAGGUCCUGGAAUACCCCAAACUACUCUUCACAGACUAAGUGAUAUGAACAACCACAAGACUGUGGAGGUGAACACAGUGUUAAGACAUGCGCUGAUCAACAGGACAAUGCCCAAGUGGGAAAGAAGAAUUGUACAAAUCAACAACUUUGCACUUCGUCUGGAGUUAAUUGUCCCAAUAGCUUUGGAUGAAACGAAGGAGCACCCACUUCUACUGAUUAUUGACAGCACCCCUGGUGGUCAGGCUGUGAGCAACCGCUUCUCUCUCAGCUGGGACUCUGUGCUGGUCAGCUCAGACAGCGUCAUCGUGGCUCGUCUGGACGGCCGGGGCAGCGGCUUCCAGGGUCAGAAGAUCCUGCACGAGGUUCACCAGAGACUGGGAACUGUUGAUGUUCAGGACCAGAUCACAGCCAUGGAGCACCUGGUCAGACUCCCAUACAUCGAUGGUAACAGAGUUGGAGUUUAUGGAAAGGCGUAUGGAGGAUUUCUGUCCUCUCUCCUGCUCCUCUCCUACAGCUCCAUGUUCCAGUGUGGCAUCGCUGUCGCUCCCAUAACAAACUGGAGACUCUAUGGGUCGGCCUACUCUGAGAAAUACUUUGGCUUCCCAGCAAAAGAGGAUCACAAAUACCAAAUUUCCAGUCUACUCAGUAACAUCACAUCACCAAGUUUUCGUAUUAUCCAUGGCACAGCAGAUGCCACCGUUCAUUUCCAGCAUUCUGCUGAGUUGGUCAAACUACUGUCAGCGUCAAAUGUUAACUACACUCUCCAGAUUUUCCCAGAUGAAGGACACAAUAUGGCCUCCACCAGGAGCCAACACUACAUGCUGAACUCAGUGCUCACCUUCUUUAAGCGCUGCUUUGAGGAGAAUCAGGUCGACGUCCCUGAGACAUCCAAAGACCAUGACUAGCCUGUAGAACGUCCCGCCAUGAGACAGUUUUAUGAGGAGUGUAGCAACUGUUUCCAUGAGCCAACAAAGAGAGGCCGUGUUUUCCUGAAGGGCUGCUGUCUGUAAAAGGAUUAAUAUGUAAGAUACGUAGCAUUACAUUAGCUCGGACCAGCGUGAUGAUUUCAGGGUUGUAAUGAUUAAGUUAUGGAAUUGAAAAGAUGGUUGGAUUGUCACUGUAUUCUAAUGCUUCAGAUUAUACUUUUUGUUUGUAAUGUUUGUAUCAUGUACUGAGUACAAAUGUCAGGGAAUCAAAGAAACUUGUAUUUUUCCAUUUUAGAGUAGGCUAUACUUUUUGCUGACUGCUGUAUUCUACUGUGAAUAUUUUUAUUUAGUGCAAACAAAACAGCUUAACUUCACUUUUGAGAUUAUAUCACAAAACAAUAUCUGCGGGUGCCUUUACCUCAUUACAGUCGUCACAAUGUUCCCAUCAUGUCUAAUUAAAUAAAGAAGAUUAAACAUUGUCAGCACUGAGGAUUAACAGAGGAUCUGCUUCUGUAGUAGUGAUUGAUUGAUUCCUCACCAAAAAACUAUUGCCAUAUGGUGGUUUUAAUCACAUUCAGGUAACCAUUAUGUUAAAGUUUUGCUCCAUUGGGACUGGAUUUAUUUCUCUAGGGUGGGGUGCGUGAUUUUAACGAUUCAAUUUCCAUAAGUAAAGAAAAAUGCGUGUAUCCGUCCAUGCCAUGACCGUUCACAAAGUUUAAUGAAAAUCGGGCAAUUCGUUUUUCUGUAAUCCUGCUGACAAACAAACGAACACACCAACAAACCCGGUGGCUUUCAUUGCCUCCAAAUGUGCUGUUGUAACGUCAGCUAGACGGACUGGUGUUUUUCUUUUGAGCCCUGUUGUUUUUUAGCCAAUGUUUGUUUAUAAUUUGGCAAAUUGGCAAUUAGAUGUAUGUUGAUUUAGCUAUUAGCAGUUCCUUUUUGCAAUGUACCCAUGGAUGUACAGAUAACUAUCACUGGAUUAUUUUUGAUACAGAAGAAAGCGUCACUGACAGGUUCUGAAGCGCCUUUUUUCUGUGAUUUCUAAGCAGGCAUUUAUUCCCAGUGGACAGUGAGUUGUGAUUCUGAGUACAUCUUUUGACUUAAAUUCCCCUCACGCAGUAUAUUUGCCUCCCCUUCUAGUCUCCCGGGCUUUUGAAUUUCUCCUUGUCCUGCUUAAUGUCCAUGUCUAUUAAGUAUAUUAAAGAAUAUUAGCCUUUAUGGAUGUACGAUCAGAAACUCCAUUGCAGUAAUACUGAUUUCAAGAAUAAGUCCAUGCAAAGACAGAUGCUUUAUUCACAGUAACACUUUCUUUUGAUUGUUUUUGACCGACUGGAUUCUAAAAUGUUUUAUAUCCCAAAAUGUGAAAAAUGUAAAAGAAGAAAGGUAACUCAUAAUAAUACCAGUGUUUUCUGUGCUUCAACCAUAUCCAGACUCCUGUAAUACUUAUGAUCACCAUAGCUUUCAUUGAAUAGGAUGUAGCGACCCAGAUCAUCUCCUGACCACGAUCCUGUGCUGCUUACACUUCUGCACUUGCUUGUUUCUGUCAUACUGACAUUUGUACACUUGGGAAAAUGUAUAUGCUGAAAUAAAUUGAGACAGCGUUGCA